Messenger RNA from Seminavis robusta, 2109 nucleotides. NCBI's taxonomy places the organism in Eukaryota, Bacillariophyta, Bacillariophyceae, Naviculales, Naviculaceae. The record is from the annotation of a GenBank genome assembly.
AUGAUGUACGCCAGUGACCCGCACGAGUCCGAGUCCGAGACCGAGCACAUGGAUAUGGACCCUGACGACGAAAUGCGCAUGAACAUCAUGACGCGGACAAUGGCCAACAACUCGGUAGGAGAAAUCGUCGUGGAAAAUGGAGAGAUACGAGUUCAGGAACCCGAUGCAGCGUCCACCGACUCGACGGGAUCUGAUUCGAGUGAUUCUUCCACCAAGGAAACCAUCGUUGAGACGGCCGGUGGGCCUACGAUUCUUCCCAUCCGGACAACCCCUGUACCGAUUUACUCGGAUCCCAUGGUCCAAGAAGCCGCGGAACGCUACAAACGCACGGAGCUAGAGCUCCAACAGGCUAUGGAAGCGCAACGUCAAAUGGGUGGCCCCAACUCACCUGGUACCUUCACCGGCGUUGUGACUGCCUUGCAGGACAAAUAUGAGCAAAUGGUUCGCCAGUACAAGUAUGACGGCUCAAGGCAUGACGUUGAUGCCGCCCGUUACGGAUACCGCUUUGGAAACGGAUCGGCUGCCGGCAAGGAGAAUACGCCCACCAAGACCAAGUACGGAGAGUACAAGGCCGAGACCAGCUACCAGAAGAAGGGCCGUAACCGCAAGCCUUGGACUGCCGAAGAAUCCAAUCGAUGGCUCUUGCAGAUCAUCUGGGUGGGACUUACCAUCACUCUGCUCUUGAUGAUGAUCAUUAGCGCCAGCAACAGUGGCCGUGACAUGCUCCGUGCUCAUGUUAAUGUCACCGACACUGACAUUUCACCCGCAGCCAAGGCAUCCCUGGAGCAGCAUCACAAGCCAGCUCCGCAACCAGCACCGCAACCGCAACCGGUACCAAAGCCAGCUCCACCGCCACCACCAAAGCCAGCUCCGCAACCGGCUCCAGUCCAGCCGAGGGAUGGAGACCAACAGGCUGAUGUAGCCCAAGAAGCCUCUGAGGAUUCUGAUGACGGGUUCUCCUCCGAAGAUGAAUCUGAAGAUGAGGACGACUCGAAGGAGGAAGAAGAUAACGAAUCGAAGGAUGAGGACGAGUCGAAGGAAGAGACAGAAAAAUUCAAGGAUGAGGAAGAAUCCAAAAAUGAAGAUCAAGUUGAGUCCAAGGAAUCCGAAGAUGAGGCGGAGUCCAAGGACGAAGAGGAGGAAGAAUCCAAGGAUGAGGAAGAAGAAGAAUCCAACACCAAGAAGGAAAGCCAAAAGAAUGAGCCGAAAACCAAGAAAACAUCAGAGGAGGCGAACAAUGAAUCGGAUCAGUUCGAGAAAAUCAAUGAUGCCAUCGAGGACGCGAUAGAACAUGACGAGGAAGACAAGUCUGACCCAGCAGCAAAGAUUGAGAAGCUUGAGCAGCUUGAGAGCGAACUGGAUACACUUAGCGACAAUCUGAAGAAAGCAAACAAUGCAGCAGACAAAUCAGAAGAAGAGAAGGUCGAUGCCUUCCGCAAACGUAUCGAAGAGGACAAAGAAAAAGCGAUCAAGUUGGAGCUUGUGAAGGACCACAAGAAGAAGAAGAAUGCGGAAAAGGCGCAAUUCCGGUCGAAAGGAAAACGGAACAAGCCUAAGAAAAAAGAUACCACCACGUCGAAAGAGGAGAAAAGUGAGCAUCAAGCAAAGGACAAAGGCCCAGCCCCUGAAAAGGCCCCGAAACAAGAUAACCCCAAGAAGGACAGCAAACCAGCCCCUUCAAAGGCCCUGAAGCAAGAGAAACCCAAGAAGGACAGCAAACCAGCCCCUGAAAAGGCCCCGAAACAAGAGAAACCCAAGAAAGACGACGAGCCUUCCCCUACAGAGGCCCCAAAGCAAGAGAAACCCAAGAAGGACGAGGAACCUUCCCCUGCAAAGGCCCCAAAGCAAGAGAAACCCAGGAAAGACGACGAACCUUCCCCUUCAGAGGCCCCAAAGCAAGAGAAAGCCAAGGAGGACGAGGAACCAGCCCGUACGGAGGCCCAGAAGCAAGACAACCCAAAGAAAGACGACGAACCGGUCCCCGCUACGACACAAGUGCGCGAUGGAGAGGAUAAAAGCUUGUAUGCCGACGGAAGUAGCAACCAGGCUGAAGGCGGAAACGCAGUUGAUAGGGGCACUCAGGCAUACAUAAAGACUUCGGUAGUUUGA